Morone saxatilis (striped sea-bass) is the source of this 734-nucleotide messenger RNA. Its product is annotated as collagen alpha-1(XXVIII) chain-like. Gene Ontology annotation, molecular function: serine-type endopeptidase inhibitor activity. NCBI's taxonomy places the organism in Eukaryota, Metazoa, Chordata, Actinopteri, Moronidae. The record is from RefSeq and is a predicted model, not a curated record.
CAGAUAAGGGUUGCAGUCAGCCUCUGGACCCGGGUCCCUGUCGACAGUACGUAGUCAGGUGGUACUACGACCCAGAGGCCAACGCCUGUGCCCAGUUCUGGUACGGAGGCUGUCAGGGCAACGCAAACAACUUUGAAACAGAAGCCAACUGCAGGAAGUCCUGUGUCUACACGUAACAGACUGUAUUUGGAAAAAAGGGCGUGUGCAACGCUUCUCUCCAUCAGCGUCACUGAGGAACAAAAUGGACUGAUGACGCAGGCUUUACUGUUUGACCAGUGCUCAGGCCAGCAGCCGCUGCUGCGGUCAUACUCUGUGCACCGCUGCAGGUGAAGAAGAUGAUGUGGAGCAGACUUGGACCUCCUCACUGUCUCUCGGGCUACAUUCACACUGCAGGUGCUCCUACACAUGUACUAGCUCUCUGAUUAUUUUGGACAAUUACUUAUAUCUGUUCUGGAAUGUAUACAACUAAAAUACAAGCUGACAGGAGCAUUAAAAACACAGGUUCAACAUUUCAUUCCAAAAGCAUGCAUGUACAAGCUUGUAUCACAAAGUCUCUUUGGGUUAUCUGUCUUCACUGAGCCAUUUUAAAUAUCAUUGCAUUCACAGCUUGUUCAACAUUUUUCAGGCCACAGACCCCUUAGCUAGAGAGACUGGGUGAAAUAUGGGAUAGAGAGACAGAGCAGGGACCCCUUACUACAUAUAUUGUAUAAAACUAUGUUGCAUAUUAAAGCUGC